Molecule: messenger RNA, 1839 nt
Organism: Nematostella vectensis (starlet sea anemone)
Lineage: Eukaryota; Metazoa; Cnidaria; Anthozoa; Actiniaria; Edwardsiidae
Product: tetraspanin-9
Exons: 8
Coding region: 167-895 (242 amino acids)
Cellular component (GO): membrane
Source: RefSeq, a predicted model, not a curated record
GUACCCACACACCCCCUCAAAGUAUAUUAUUGCUUAUUUCUAAAUUUAGUUUUGCGAUCAUUAUCAUUGUUUACAGGGAACUAGCGAACGAAGCUGAGCUCAAAACAAAGUCCUUCUUUCGUCGAAAACAUAGAAGAUUUCGUUCUUCUAGGUCGAGGAUUACACAAUGGGUAGUUUGGACGCUGGAGCUGGAAGAAUUCUCAAGAUUUUGGUGGUCUUCUUCAAUGUUCUAUUCUUCAUUUUUGGCAUAGCUCUGAUAGCCGUCGGGGCUUGGGCCGAGGUACAGUACGGUGAAUUCAUCGAAGUCUCAUCGGUGCCGUACGCGACAGGUUCUCGGCUUGUCAUCGCUGUCGGCGUCAUCAUUGCCAUCGUUUCGUUCUUUGGUUGCCUGGGAGCCUGGAAAGAGAACAGGUGCAUGCUGGGAACGUUCUUUGUCCUGCUGCUGAUCCUACUCGCCCUGGAAAUCGCCGCUGCCGUCCUCGCGUACAAUUACCGUGGCAAGGUAAAAGAUGAGAUCGAAUCUGACCUUACGAAAGCCUUGAAGGGAGACUACGGCUCCAGUGGACAGGAUGGUGUUACCAAGGCCUUCGACGCACUGCAAGAAAAGCAAAAAUGUUGCGGUGUGAACGGAUACUUGGAUUGGAAGGCAUCGAAGAAGUACAACGGCACUAGCACCGUCCCUGAUAGCUGCUGUGUGGUUAAGGCUGACGGCUGCGGUAAAGCCGUCAAUGGCAUAAACAAAGGGGGCUGCUUUAACAAGAUGGUGGAGGUUGUGAAAGACAAACUCGAUGUCAUUGGCGGAUUUGCUAUCACCAUGCUAGUAAUCCAGAUCUUGGGGACAAUCUUUGCUUUAGUUCUCAUAAUCAAGAUUGGCAAGACUGGCGAAUAUGCAUAGGCAGCUUCAGUUGUGUUUUUUGGAGUCGAUGACACAUAAAUAGCUUAAUAAGGAUAAAAACCUGAUAUUCUCAUGGUAUUCACACAACUUAGCCUAAACUCCACUGCAUAUGUGGACUUGCAAGUUGCUAUAUCAACUAAAUGCACACUUUUCAAAAGUUUUUUAGCUAGCCAUGAAACACUUUUUACUUAUGAAAAUAAUGAGUAAUAGAAUAUGAAUGAAGAAAAACCAUGCUGAUAGCAAAAGAUUUGAUAAUUAAACAAUGUUAUGCUCUGUAAAAUAUCCAAUUCCAGAGAAGAUCAAUUCCCCUUCAAUGGAUGGAAUUUUCUCUUGGGACCCCUACACCUCAGAGUCUAUACAGAAAACAAACAAGCUUUUCACAACCACCUCCUCCCACCCUGAAAUUUGGCACUCAAAGCCUGAAGCCCCUAAUUCAUACCUGUCAACUCUCCCACAUUAGGCACGAGUCUCAAGAUUUUGUUCCCCUUCUCACGCUCUCCCACGUUGAGCACCAAAUCUCCUGCUUUUUAGCAAUUUUUAUCGCUUCCAAAAAUUAUUAUAUAGAAAAUCUUCAUUUUGCCUAUUUUCUAUUAAAAUAUUUCAAACAAAAAUUCCCUUUCACAGCACAAUUUUUAAAAUACCCUAGUGAGAUCUAUAGGUAGAUUUGUUUGUGAAAGCUUUCUAUAAAGCAAAUGCCUGCCAGGUUAUACCCACCAUACCCCUCUAAAAAUAAAUAUAGCCCACCCCUCCUCCCUAAAAAAUUCUAAAUCCUUGAGAUUUUCGGAGGUUGACAGGUAUGCUAAUUUCCUCUUUGGGGAUUUUUUACUGAAAUCCCACAAUGUACUGGAGAAUUUAAUGCAACAAAACCAAUGUCAUUUAAAUGUCAUAUAAAUAAUAAAAAUACAAUUAUAGAGCAAAUGAAAUAAAAUUUACACUUCUUUACA